GAUGUACAGCUGGAGCUUGUAAAAAUUUGCUGUGGCAACACUUCCCAAGAGCAUAUGUACAUAGCGACAUCCAUUUGUACACAAAUGCAAAUACAUGCAUGUAUGUGUGCAAGUGUUCAUACAUUGAACAUGCAACACCGCUAUUUGAUAUUUUGAGUGGGAAACCGGCCAAAAUGUCCAAGAUCAGUAAAAAGCGAACUGAUUGUAUUCCAGAUGUUUUCGAGCUAUUGCCAAUUCGCGAAUAUCGAUGCGAAUUCGAAUGCGGCAAGGUAUUCAAGAACCGCAGUCCUUACGAGCUGCACUUGCGAAAGAAACAUGGCGUUGACAUCAAGGAGAAUAUAUAUAUAUCCUUUCGAUGCCCGGUCGAAAAUUGCGAUUAUUUGGGCAGACGUCUAAACCUGGUGCGUCGGCAUUACCAGAGCCAUCAUAUGGAGAAAAAAUACAACUGCGCCGCCUGCAAUCGAAAGUUCUUAACGGAAUCGCAGUUCCUGAAGCACAGAUGCGAGGUCCAGAUCUAUUCCUGCCAAAGGUGCUCCAGGACAUUCAAUUUAUUGAGCAUGCGGAACAGGCACGUCAAACAGUGCGUCAAAAAAGCAACUGCCCCAACGCCGUUGCCUAAUGCCAGCGAGGACGACGAAAGGGAGGACAACGGUGCAGAUGUUGACACUAUCGAAAAAGUGGAUGCCGACCCAACUAUCGACGAGUUCGAGCAACUGCUGCGGAAUAUUGAAAACAAUGUCGUUAAUGAUCCCGCAUUGAUCGAGGAGCUGGCAGUAUUAACCCCGAUCCUGCAGAGUUUACAAACAUAAAUCGCUUCGGACCGAAAUAUGUAAUUGCUGUGAACUAAAUGUUAAGUUUUUAUUUUAUUUUGCACUCAAAGUGAAUUUAUGUUUUAAUUAUAAGUCUAAAGUUCUGGAAAAAUUAGA
Molecule: messenger RNA, 926 nt
Organism: Drosophila montana
Lineage: Eukaryota; Metazoa; Arthropoda; Insecta; Diptera; Drosophilidae
Product: zinc finger and BTB domain-containing protein 41
Exons: 2
Coding region: 99-809 (236 amino acids)
Biological process (GO): regulation of transcription by RNA polymerase II
Cellular component (GO): nucleus
Molecular function (GO): DNA-binding transcription factor activity, RNA polymerase II-specific; transcription cis-regulatory region binding
Source: RefSeq, a predicted model, not a curated record